Molecule: messenger RNA, 1791 nt
Organism: Setaria italica (foxtail millet)
Lineage: Eukaryota; Viridiplantae; Streptophyta; Magnoliopsida; Poales; Poaceae
Exons: 12
Coding region: 195-1430 (411 amino acids)
Source: RefSeq, a predicted model, not a curated record
GGUAGCGUAUUUUACGACCAAGUGAUUCAUAUGCGGUGAAUCUGUUGUAUGGAUUGCUAUUUGCAAUUUUGCCGAUCGAAUUCCCAGCCCUAGGCAAACCUGAAAGCCCUCACAUUCACAGCGGAUUCCCCCCACCCGGAACCCCAAACCCAAGUCCCAACCCCAACCCGGCGCCGCCGUCACCCCCAGGCCCGAUGAAGCACACCCGGCGCCGCAAAGCGAAGGCAACGAAGAAGAAGGCGCAGAUCCCAGACACGCCCCGUCAAAAGGAAACUCCUGGUGCAGGCCGUAGAGCAUGCUGGUCGGAUUCUGAUGAACCCCAGUCUAAAUUUAUCAUGUAUGAUGAUGAUUCUGGAAAGGUGAUAGACUUCAAGAAAGACGGACCGAAAUACUUUGAAUCGGUGCUUGGAGACCACAGAUCCGUUGUCUCCCUUGUUGCUUCCGCUGAUGGAGGGUGUGUGGUUUGCUCAGGGACAGUGGUUGAUCAUGAGGACAAGCAAAUUUGGAUACUUACCUCUGCUACUCUGGUUAGAAAACCUGACACUCAGUUCGAGGCUUAUAAAAAAGAAGAAAUUAAGAUUUGUUGGUUGCAGAUUGAAGUGGUUCUGCACAAUGGGGAUACUGUUGAAGGGUCCCUAGAAAUGUGCAAUUUGCAUUAUAACAUUGCAAUUGUGGCUAUUGAGUAUCGAGAUUCUCUGGGAUGUCUUCCUGCGGUGCAACUCUGGGACCUCCCAUUAUAUUAUUCCUUGCAGCCUAGGCCUGUAAUUGCUCUAGGUAGGAACGUCAACUCAAAAGCUAUGGUGAGUUGGGGACAGCUGGUUCGUGAGAAUAGUGAGUUGGACUGCAAAGAGCUCAUGGUCUGUUUGUGUGGCAUCAGCGAGGAUUUCAUUGGUGGGCCUAUCAUGGAUUCUGAAAACAGAUUCCUUGGCAUAGUUUAUUCCUUUGAAGAAACUGCUCCGUUUUUGCCAGCUGACAUUGCGGCGAGAUGCAUACAAUACCACAAGAAGGAAAGAGCACUACCAUGGCUUCGCAUAAGGGUACAAGCUCUUCACACGCUGGACCUAGAUGUUCUGGAGACCAUAUGCUCCAAAUUUGCUAGGCCGCCUUCUGGACUUGUGGUUGACAAGAUUUGUGACACAUCAACAGAAAAUUAUGGAGGGAUUGAGGUUGGCGAUAUAAUCUCGAAACUUGAUGGAGUUGCCCUUUACUCUGUAGCACAGUUUACUGCGAUGUUUCUAGAUAAAUUCGAGGUUGCACUGGAUACAUCGGAUGCAGUGACACUCCAGGCGGUUGUAGAUAGACCAACAGAUAAGACUACAUUUGUUGCAAAGCUGAAUGUACAACAGGUUGCCUCUAAUGAAAGAAACAAGUCAUUCGAAAACAGAUGGAUGGAGUGGAAGUUUUAUGGUUUCGACAAGCAGUUCUACUGAUGAAAGCCUGAAGGUAAUGAGUGGUGGAGUCUGGAUGCCCAUUUGGAACUCAACCAUGUGAUGUGUAGGUCUACACUUACCUACUGUCUGCAAGUGCGGGAGAGGUGAUCGCAGUGUGCCACAAGAGACAAGACAGCAAACAACUACAUAAGAGUUGUAUCUGGCUACUGUGUGCUGUUUUUGGAACACAAAUCACCAGUGCUCUCUAUAUUUCUUAUCCAACGUGCUGUUAAAGCAUCUCUGUAGCAUGGCGAACCACGUUCAUCUGGAAGAUGAACUGUAAAACCAUGGUAGCUUCCUAUUUGUGGAUGCAACCGAUGUUUAUUAUAACCAAAAACGCUAAUUCCUCCCCUUUUACAUA